GACAGAGAGAGAGAGAGAGAGAGAGCUACCCGUCUCACAUGAGCAGACACCAACUGUACAGGUGAGGGAGGAUGAGGAGGAGAGGGGAGGGCACGGAGGACCUCAUAGCAAUGGAGGCAGAGAAAGGCUACGGCAGCAUCACCACGAAUGCACCUGUUCAGCGUCCCGACAGGAACGUCUUCAGUGACGGGACGAGUCGAGUUGAUUUUGUGUUGGUGUGGGAGGAGCCUCUGAGCUCACGGGAGGAGGAGAGCAAAGGUGUUGGCCCCGCCCACCAGAAGGUCAGGAAUGCGUUCCUGAACCAGCUGAGAGACUCCGGGUUGCUGCAGGAGCAGAAGGAGGUCCUGGAGGAGAAGACCAGGACCUGUUUCGUCCUCCUCAGUGCUCCUUGGAAUGUCCUCUGUUACUACGCUGAGGAGAUAAGCCUCCGAGUCCCUCUGAAGGUGGUCACCGCUCCGAUCACUAACUGGUCCGCUCAGGUUCUGACCCGGUUGUCCCUGCCCAACCCUCUGGACCACGAGGUCCCCAACCCCCCACCGGACUUCUACACCUGUCAGUUCCGGACCAACAAGCUGCCGAGGUUUCUGGGCAGCGACAACAAAGAGACCUUCUUCAAGACGACUCAGAGACACCAGCUGCUUUAUGAGAUCCUGGCCAGGACCCCCUACGGGUCUGUGACCAGGGGGGAGGUGGGGAUCGACCGGCUGCUGACGGAGCAGGUCUUCACCGCUGCCUACCCGCUGCACGAGGUGUGUUUGUGUGUGUGUGUGUGUGUGUGUGUGUGUCUGUGUGUGUGUGUGUGUAGGAAGGAGUUGUGUGACAGUAGAAACAGCUUCAACAUGUGUCCUCUCUGUCACAUCUGCACCUACUGGAACUACUCCAGCAUCUGUGUCACCUUCAAGGCCGGCAUCAUGUUUGAUAACGGAGGAACAGUGUUCUUCAGUGUCUUCAUGUCUCUGUGGGCCGUCACCUUCCUGGAGUUCUGGAAGAGGACUUGUUUAUUCCUGUCCCACCGCUGGGACUGCUCCGAGUUCCAGGACAUCGAGGAGAGACCUCGUCCAGAGUUCACCGCCAUGGCCCCGAUGACGAUGAGGAGCCCGGUGACCGGCGCCGAGGAGCCGUACUUCCCCGAGAAGAAGCGCUUCAACAGAACCGUGACGGGCUUCAUGGUGGUGAUCCUCAUGGUGGCCGUGGUGCUGAUGUUCCUCAUGGCCGUCAUCCUGUACCGCAGCAUCAUCACGGUCUGCAUCCACCGGGCCGGAGGCUUCCUCAUGGAUCAGGCUGGGAGGGUGGCCAGUAUCUCCGGCUCUGUGUUGAAUCUGCUCGUCAUCCUCAUGUUGUCGAGGUUCUACACGUCUCUGGCCCACAUCCUCACCCGCUGGGAGAUGCACCGGACUCAGUCUAAAUAUGAAGACAUGUUCAUCCUCAAAGUCUUCAUCUUCCAGUUCGUGAACUUCUACUCGUCCCCGGUGUACAUCGCCUUCUUCAAGGGCAGGUUCGUCGGUUACCCCGGAAAUUACCAAACUCUGUUUGGAGUUCGCAACGAAGAUGUAAGGUAUCAUGUCCUCGUGUCAUCAUGUCCUCGUGUCAUCAUGUCCUCGUGUCAUCAUGUCCUCAUGUCAUCAUGUCCUCAUGUCAUCAUGUCCUCGUGUCAUCAUGUCCUCGUGUCAUCAUGUCAUCAUGUCCUCGUGUCAUCAUGUCCUCAUGUCAUCAUGUCCUCAUGUCAUCAUGUCCUCGUGUCAUCAUGUCCUCAUGUCCUCAUGUCCUUUUAG
This is a messenger RNA of Pseudoliparis swirei, 1772 nucleotides long. RefSeq names its product anoctamin-7-like. Gene Ontology annotation, cellular component: plasma membrane. Gene Ontology annotation, biological process: chloride transmembrane transport; calcium activated phospholipid scrambling. NCBI's taxonomy places the organism in Eukaryota, Metazoa, Chordata, Actinopteri, Perciformes, Liparidae. Gene Ontology annotation, molecular function: protein dimerization activity; chloride channel activity. The record is from RefSeq and is a predicted model, not a curated record. The transcript is spliced from 16 exons. Bases 72 to 1772 code for a protein of 566 amino acids.